AUGUCGAAUUAAAAUUAAUAGCAUGAUGCAAGUAUUGAUGAAAAUAAGGAAAGUGCUACUUUAUAGUCACUUUUGAGCGAGCAAGAAUCAUAAGAAUAAGGUAAUUUGUAUAACUAUUUAUUAGCUUUUUAUAAUUACAGCACAUAAAAUGAUUAACCGAAUCCUCUUAAUCAUAGCUUUCAAGAGGAUCUUAGUGCUUUUGUGGAGUAUUUUAAGGCUCCCAUAAAAUAAGGACAAUAGAAAGAUCAAUUUUCAAAAAAUAUCUAGAACAAAAAAUUAAAGAAGACUUAGUACAAAAAAAAGGUUAAAAGGAUAAAAGAAUUUCAAUAUGAGGAAGAUAUAAGACUCUUAAACUUAGUACAUGAACAUGGAAGAUAAUUUUCGAGAAUAGUAAAGUAAUUCCCUAAAAGGACGGUUAGUAUGCUUAAAAAUCGAUAUUACAAGAACUUAAGAUAUAGAUGGGAAGAAUUAUUGGGAAUGUAAUACAUAUAUACAUAUUUUAGAGAAUACACAGAAAAUGAAGAUGAGUAAAAAACAUUGAACUAAGUUGAAGUAAGUUAUACGGAUAACUAAUUCGUUAACCAAUAAGACUUAAUUAACAUGAUACCUAAUUCCUAUAGUUGUCCAAUAAUUUGCGGCAUGCUCUCUUAAUUCAUUACUAAAAUGGAUUAAUUUCUCAAAACUCAGUUUUGA
Molecule: messenger RNA, 693 nt
Organism: Paramecium sonneborni
Lineage: Eukaryota; Ciliophora; Oligohymenophorea; Peniculida; Parameciidae
Source: the annotation of a GenBank genome assembly